AUGGGCGCAUUCAACAGCGCCGGAGACUGGUACUGGUGGCUGCUGCUGCCCGUUUACAAGUGGUUUGUGCUGCAGCUGGCCGUGUGGGCCCUCCGAGGGGUGACGCGGGUGAUUCUAGCCAACAACCCACUGAGUGGUGCCGUCAUGCUGCUUGCACUCUACUGGGCCUCCCCCUGGCAAGGCCUGGUGGGAACGGUGGGCCUGCUGACCUCCACGCUCAUCGCGGUCAUCUUGGGACAAGACAGUGCAGAAGUGCGGGGAGGACUCCAUGGCUUCAAUGGAAUGUUGGUUUCCCUGCUAAUGGGCGCAUUCAACAGCGCCGGAGAUUGGUACUGGUGGUUGCUGCUGCCCGUUUGUUUGGGCUCGGCCACAAGUGUUUUCUUCUUCAGUGGUCUCUCGCAAGUACUGGACCGCUGGGACUUGCCAGUUGCGGUCUUCCCCUUUAACAUGGUCAUCGUCCUCUACUUCCUAUGCACCGGCCGAGAUAACCCCUACUUCCCGCACCGUCUCGCCGUACCGCCGAGCACCGUGCCGCUCAACGCCACGGCGCUCAGUGCAACCGAGGUGUUACAAGGUAUCCCCCUCGGAGUGGGUCAGAUCUUCGCCUGUGGCUCCCUGGGUCCCUCACUGCUCAUCCUGGCCGGACUCUGCCUUUACUCCCCACUGCAGGCCAUCCAUGCGCUGCUGGGGUCUGCAAUUGGAACACUGGCUGGGUUGUCCGUGGCAGUGCGCCACGAGUGCCUCUGUACGGGUCUGUCCGGCUUUAAUGGCGCUCUGGGGUGCAUGGCUGUGGGAGGACUUUUCUUCACAUUCAACUGGAGGACCCACCUGUUGGCCAUCUCUAGCGCGUUCCUCUCUGCUUUCGUCGACAUCGCUUUGAGCAAUCUGCUGGGAGCUAUGGGCAUGCCGGCGUGCAGUUGGGCAGCCACACUGAGCGUUACGCUGCUGCUGCUUCUGACGGGCACUUUGUCGACGUACCGAAUCCCUCUGGCUCGGGUCAAGGCCCCCGAGCGGAACAUGCGCUCCCGCGGCCGCUGGGAAGCUGGCAACACUGAGGAAAGAGACAGCACCGACGUGUAGCUCCAGACAUUCCCACCAUGAAUCCGGUCCAGAGGAUCAACCGCAGUUACGCGGAUGAAGACAACUCACAAGUGACAACUGAAGGCAACUUUUAUUAUUACCGUGCACAAGUGAAGGAAUAACUGCAUGUUCUUUUCUCACAAUGUUGCCCUUGUGGGUGAUUUUCAAAAUCUUUCACAGCAUGAUUCCCCUUAAACCAGAGGUGUCAAACUCAAGGCCCGGGGGCCUGAUCUGGCCCACCGCAUCAUUUUAUGUGGCCCACGGAAGCAAAUCAAACAUGUCAACUUUCAUGAUGCUCGCUAAAAUCUGUACCGAAAUUUCAAAUUCGUCAUAAAUAAAAGGGAUAUUGUAAGCAUUUUCUUUUUACCAAACCCCUCAUCACAGUAAGUUACACAAUCGCUCAAUAAACCGUUAUUCUUGACUUAUUUAUUCAGUUUCUGUCAUAACGUUCCUCCAAGGGAAACGGUAACUGCAAUGUGGCUCGUGAAGAAAAUGAGUUUGACACCCCUGCCUUAAGCGCAUUGCUCAUUUGUAAUUGCUUCGAAGACUGCCGUAUGCGAAGGAGCUUUUCUGCCACAGUGCUUUCGAUUUGAUGUCGGGAAUCGACAUGCUUUCAGAUGCGAGACUCGAUUCCUUUCUCACAGACGGCGGUGACGGGUUUGGUCAUAAGAAACAUACAAAAGUGCUUUUCAGUCUGUAAUCGAUUGAUUGGUCGAGAGUGAAUUGUAGAAAAAAAACAACAAAAACCAC
Molecule: messenger RNA, 1830 nt
Organism: Hippocampus comes (tiger tail seahorse)
Lineage: Eukaryota; Metazoa; Chordata; Actinopteri; Syngnathiformes; Syngnathidae
Product: urea transporter 1
Exons: 8
Coding region: 1-1080 (359 amino acids)
Biological process (GO): urea transmembrane transport
Cellular component (GO): membrane
Molecular function (GO): urea transmembrane transporter activity
Source: RefSeq, a predicted model, not a curated record